Molecule: messenger RNA, 5544 nt
Organism: Lynx canadensis (Canada lynx)
Lineage: Eukaryota; Metazoa; Chordata; Mammalia; Carnivora; Felidae
Product: lysine-specific demethylase 5D
Exons: 26
Coding region: 341-4993 (1550 amino acids)
Biological process (GO): chromatin remodeling
Cellular component (GO): nucleus
Molecular function (GO): histone demethylase activity; DNA binding
Source: RefSeq, a predicted model, not a curated record
GGAUUAGUCGAGUGCCUGGUUUGUGGUGCUUGUUUUCUUGUGGUGAACUCCCUUCUGUGCCUUCAGAUCUUACCUGCCCAUAUAGCACAUCUUUCAGUUUUUGAGAUAGCUCAGCACCUGAAGAAUUGAUCCGCGGAGUGACACGGAGUGUGAAGCAGCCGGAAAAGCUUGCUGGUCAAGAUGGUGGUUGAAAACUGAGUGGUGUGAAUAACUGCAUGAAUUAAACUGUUGAAUUUGAAGGAAAAUAAAGGCCUGCUGGGACUUAGGUUUUAGCUAUCAACAAACUAUACGCCACUGAAGAAAGAGGAAAUCCUUUUACAGAAUAGCAUCGGAGCGCGACAUGGAGACGGGAACAGACGACUUCCUACCGCCGCCAGAGUGCCCGGUGUUCGAGCCUACCUGGGCGGAAUUCCGAGACCCGCUUGGCUACAUCGCAAAAAUCAGGCCCAUUGCAGAGAAGUCCGGUAUUUGCAAGAUCCGCCCACCCGCGGACUGGCAGCCUCCCUUUGCAGUAGAAGUUGAAAACUUCAGAUUCACGCCCCGAAUUCAGAGGCUAAAUGAACUAGAGGCUCAGACCAGAGUAAAAUUAAACUAUUUGGACCAGAUUGCAAAAUUCUGGGAAAUCCAAGGUUCUUCAUUAAAAAUUCCCAAUGUAGAACGGAGGAUUUUGGAUCUCUACAGCCUUAGUAAGAUUGUGAUGGAGGAAGGUGGCUAUGAAGCCAUCUGCAAGGACCGUCGUUGGGUCCGAAUUGCCCAGCGCCUCAACUACCCACCAGGCAAAAACAUUGGUUCGCUGCUACGAUCUCACUAUGAGCGCAUCAUUUACCCCUAUGAAAUGUUUCAGUCUGGGGCCAACCUUGUGCAGUGUAACACUCACCCAUUUGACUAUGAAGAAAAAGACAAGGAAUACAAACCUCAUGGCAUUCCCCUAAGACAGUCUGUGCAGCCUUCCAAGUUCAGUAGCUAUAGUCGGCGGGCAAAAAGACUACAGCCUGAUCCAGAACCCACAGAGGAAGAUAUUGAGAAGAAUCCAGAGCUAAAGAAGCUGCAGAUCUAUGGGGCUGGUCCCAAGAUGAUGGGGUUGGGACUCAUGGCCAAAGAUAAAACUUUACGGAAGAAAGAUUUGUUUCUGACUGCCCUAGAUAAAGAAGGGGUCAUAUGCCCCCCAACUGUUUUGAUGAAGGAGGAACCAAGAGAGGAUGGGAAAGUGAUGUCAACAUUGCCCAAAGAGGACUUGAAUCACAGCCUAGAGCCCUGCACCAAGCUGACCAUGCGACUGAGGAGGAGUCACAAUAGUGCCCAGUUUGUUGAGACCUAUGUUUGCCGAAUAUGCUCCCGUGGGGAUGAAGUUGACAAACUUCUUCUUUGUGAUGGCUGUGGUGACAAUUACCACAUCUUCUGCCUAAUGCCACCCCUUCCUGAAAUCCCUAGAGGGGUCUGGAGAUGCCCAAAGUGUAUCAUGGCGGAGUGUAAGAGGCCCCCUGAAGCCUUUGGCUUUGAGCAGGCUACCCAGGAGUACACUUUGCAGAGCUUUGGUGAAAUGGCAGAUUCCUUCAAGGCUGACUACUUCAACAUGCCUGUGCAUAUGGUACCUACAGAACAUGUAGAGAAGGAAUUCUGGAGGCUGGUUAGCAGCAUUGAAGAAGAUGUAACGGUUGAGUAUGGAGCAGACAUUCAUUCCAAAGAAUUUGGCAGUGGUUUCCCUGUCAGCAGUAGCAAAAAGAACCUGUCUCCUGAGGAGGAGGAAUAUGCGACCAGUGGUUGGAAUCUGAAUGUAAUGCCAGUGCUUGAUCAGUCUGUUCUGUGCCACAUCAAUGCAGACAUCUCAGGCAUGAAGGUUCCCUGGCUCUAUGUAGGCAUGGUAUUCUCAGCAUUUUGUUGGCAUAUUGAGGAUCACUGGAGUUACUCUAUUAACUAUCUGCACUGGGGUGAGCCGAAAACCUGGUAUGGGGUACCUUCACUGGCAGCAGAGCAGUUGGAGGAGGUGAUGAAGAGGCUGACACCCGAGCUAUUUGAUAGCCAGCCUGACCUGCUACAUCAGCUUGUCACACUCAUGAAUCCCAACACCCUCAUGUCUCAUGGUAUCCCAGUUGUCCGCACAAACCAGUGUGCAGGAGAAUUUGUCAUCACAUUUCCUCGCGCUUACCACAGUGGCUUUAACCAAGGCUAUAAUUUUGCUGAGGCUGUCAAUUUUUGCACUGCUGACUGGCUACCUACUGGACGCCAGUGCAUUGAACACUACCGCCGGCUCCGGCGCUACUGUGUCUUCUCCCAUGAGGAGCUCAUCUGCAAGAUGGCUGCUUUCCCAGAGAAGUUGGACCUGAAUUUGGCUGUGGCUGUGCACAAGGAGAUGUUCAUUAUGGUGCAGGAGGAGCGACGUUUACGAAAAGCUCUGUUGGAGAAGGGCAUCACGGAGGCUGAACGAGAGGCUUUCGAGCUGCUCCCAGAUGAUGAGCGCCAGUGCAUCAAGUGCAAGACAACAUGCUUCCUAUCAGCCUUGGCCUGCUAUGACUGCCCAGAUGGCCUUGUCUGCCUUUCCCACAUCAAUGACCUCUGCAAAUGCUCUAGUAGGCGGCAGUAUCUGCGGUAUCGGUACACCUUGGAUGAGCUUCCUGCCAUGCUGCAUAAGCUGAAGGUUCGGGCUGAGUCCUUUGACAACUGGGCCAACAAAGUACGAGUAGCUUUGGAAGUGGAGGAUGGCCAGAAGCGCAGCUUUGAAGAGUUAAGGGCACUGGAGUCUGAGGCUCGUGAGAGGAGGUUUCCUAACAAUGAACUACUUCAGCGAUUAAGGAACUGCCUAAAUGAAGCAGAGGCUUGUGUCUCCCAAGUCCUGGGUCUGAUCAGUGGUCAAGAGGCCAGGAUAGAAACUCCACAACUGACCCUGACUGAGCUACGAGUCCUUCUUGAGCAGAUGGGCAGCCUUCCCUGUGCCAUGCAUCAUAUUGGGGAUGUCAAGGAUGUCCUGGAACAAGUGGAGGCCUACCAAAUUGAGGCCCGGGAGGCCCUGACCUUACUGCCCCCCAGUGUAGGGCUAUUGCGGUCCUUGUUGGAGAGGGGGCAGCAGCUGGGUGUACGGGUGCCUGAAGCCCAUCAGCUCCAGCAGCAGGUGGAGCAGGCGCAAUGGCUAGAUGAGGUGAAACAAGCACUGGCCCCUUCAGGCCAAAGAGGCUCUCUGGUCAUCAUGCAAGGGCUCUUGGUUACAGGUGCCAAAGUAGCCUCCAGCCCUUCUGUGGACAAGGCCCGGGCUGAGCUUCAGGAGCUGCUGACCAUUGCAAAGCGCUGGGAAGAAAAGGCUCAUUUCUGCCUGGAGGCCAGACAGAAGCAUCCACCAGCUACAUUGGAAGCCAUAAUCCGAGAGGCAGAAAACAUCCCAGUUCACCUGCCUAACAUCCAGGCACUCAAAGAUGCUCUGGCGAAGGCACAGGCUUGGAUUGCUGAUGUGGAUGAGAUCCAAAACGGUGACCACUAUCCCUGCUUGGAUGACUUGGAGGGCCUGGUGGCUAUAGGCCGUGACCUACCUGUAGGUUUGGAGGAGCUGAGACAGCUAGAGCUUCAGGUACUGACAGCACACUCCUGGAGGGAGAAAGCCUCCAAGACCUUCCUCAAAAAGAAUUCAUGCUACACCCUGCUGGAGGUGCUCUGCCCGUGUGUAAAUGCUGGCUCAGACAGCAGCAAGCGUAGCCGGUGGAUAGGGAAGGAGUUGGGCUUGUACAGAUCUGACACAGAGCUGCUAGGACUGACUGCACAGGACCUCAGAGACCCAGGCUCUCUGAUUGUAGCCUUCAAGGAAGGGGAACAGAAGGAGAAGGAGGGUAUCCUACACCUGCGUCGCACCAACUCUGCCAAGUCCCGUCCACUAGCAUCAUCGACCACUUCUGCAACCUCCAUCUGUGUGUGUGGGCAGGUGCCAGCUGGGGUGGGAACUCUUCAGUGUGACCUGUGUCAGGAUUGGUUCCAUGGGCAAUGUGUGUCAGUACCCCGCCUCCUCAGCUCUUCAAGGCCCAGUCCUACGUCAUCACCACUGCUGGCCUGGUGGGAGUGGGACACCAAAUUCUUAUGUCCACUGUGCAUGCGUUCACGGCGCCCACGUCUGGAGACCAUCCUGGCAUUGCUGGUAGCCUUGCAGAGACUGCCAGUACGGCUGCCUGAGGGUGAGGCCCUGCAGUGUCUCACAGAGAGGGCCAUUGUCUGGCAAGGUCGUGCCAGGCAGGCUCUGGCCUCUGAGGAUGUGACUGCUCUGUUGGGACAGCUGGGUGAACUUCGCCAGCAGCUACAGAGUGAACCCAGGGGCAAGGAGGCAUCUGCCUACCCUUCAGCCCCUGCCUCUCACCUACUCAGAGAAGGCAGUGGCAAGGAUAUGCAUAAGCAGGUCCCAGGGUUGCUGCCAAAUGUGGAUGGUGUGACUAGUCAUGAGAAGGUAGCCCCUCUGCAGAGAUCAGACCUGGAGGUACUGUCCUCACUGUUACCACACUUGACUGGCCCUGUAUUGGAUCUGCCUGAGGCAACCCGGGCCCCCCUCGAGGAGCUCAUGUUGGAGGGGGAUCUGCUCGAGGUGACUCUAGAUGAGAACCAUAGCAUCUGGCAGUUGCUACAGGCUGGACAGCCUCCAGACCUGGAGCGGAUCCAUACACUUAUGGAGCUGGAGAAGCAUGAACAUAAAGGAAAUCGGACUAGAAGCCGGACAUUGGAGAAACGACGGCGACAGCAGCAGCAGCAAACAGAUCUGGAUAGGCAAAGUAAGGAUCUUGUUCAAGAAGAGCUGCAGUCAAAAAAGGCUCGGAGCUCAGGGAUUAAGCUUGAGGAGGGCCAAGAAGAACAGUUUGAGGAAGAAACAGAUAGUGAAAAUAUAUUCCUGACAUCUCCUACAGACCAUAGCCCCAACUUGAAAGGGAACCAAAAUAGCUUGCAACAGAAAGAUUCUGGUCCUACAGCCCCUUUACCUUCUUUAACCCCUUUUCUAUACCAGUCCUACCCUCAGCAGGAAGAGUUGUGACAACAAACAGAAAAAGGCUUUUUUAAUUUGCUGCCUUUUGAACCUUCCUAGUUCCUGGACUUUGUUUCCUAUAUAGAAUUUGUCAAUUCAGAGUUUUGAUAUCUUGUCUUAAAGACAAUGUUUUAUUAAGCUCAGUUCCUAAGGCCCUGUGUGCCCCUUCCCAGAAGUUUCUUGCCUGCAGCAUGACUGGGACUAGAAAAGAGUGCGUGAUUUCCCAACCCAGUUUAAUUCUAGACUUGGGCAAAUAAAAUUUGAGAAAGGCAUAUAUACCUCUUUCUUUUUUUUUUCCUCCAUAUUUUUCUUGUAUUGCUCUUUUUUCUUCUUCUAUUUUUAAAAUACUUUGGUGCUUCAGGGCUUUUUCUGCCUUUAUUCUACCUCCUUUUCUUUUCUCACCUUGUUUCACAUUGUAAGAAAAGACAUUGUAUUGUGUAAUUACUUGUUAGUGUCAAAAAGAAUACAGCAAAAGAAGUAGUUCUUGGUUCAAGCUGUUAUUAUGUAUUUUAAUUUGAUUCCCUUUGUUAAAAAUAAAACAGCAACUGGUAUGUUCUAAA